Molecule: messenger RNA, 905 nt
Organism: Colias croceus (clouded yellow)
Lineage: Eukaryota; Metazoa; Arthropoda; Insecta; Lepidoptera; Pieridae
Gene: Svip
Product: small VCP/p97-interacting protein
Exons: 4
Coding region: 377-616 (79 amino acids)
Biological process (GO): negative regulation of VCP-NPL4-UFD1 AAA ATPase complex assembly; positive regulation of autophagy; negative regulation of retrograde protein transport, ER to cytosol
Cellular component (GO): endoplasmic reticulum membrane
Source: RefSeq, a predicted model, not a curated record
AUUCUAGUGGUAAAAACUCAUUAUAAUAAUAAUAAUUCUCUUUGAUAAACAAAAGGAAAAUGGCAAAUAUUAAUAAUAUAUGGAAGAUGAUGGUUAGUCGUUGCAACAAUGUUGCAACCGAAUAUACUUUAUAGUUACUGUGUAAUUUAUUUGGUUUUAUUUUCAUUUCCUAAUCUCUUUCUGUAAUUUGCUUCUAUGUGUUUUUAUUUUAAAGCGCUAAAUUAUAUAAAAAAUAAAUUAAACAUAACUGAAAAAAAUCGAUUAUUGCGAGUAUUUUACGACGUAACGCUAAAUGUCAAAUUGAGUUUCGACAAUCUACCUCUAAUGUGUUUACGAAGUUUUCAAACAAGAAAUAAUACUUAUUUUAUACGAAAAUAUGGGGAUUAUUACGUCCUGUUGUAAGCCAUCAGCCUCAGAUGUGCUAACUCCAGACACAGAGACCAGACGUCGCCAGCAGGUGGAAGCGGCUGAACGUCGUCGGGCGCAAGAAGCCGCCCGAGGCGUGAAGGACCCUGAGCGAGUUAAACGCAUGCAGCAGCGAGCUGAAGAGAUGGAACAGCGGGAACAGGAGCUCGCCAAGCAGGGCGGAGCUACUCUGAAGUGGUCGGCUGAAUGAGAUCAGGCCCAAGGCACCAGCAGCCAGACACCAAAUGAGAAAUAUAAAUACAAGAACUGAGAUUCUUAGUUAUCUGUGGACCGACCACAAACAAUAAUGUCUAUAAAUGUCUAUUGUCUAUGCUAUCGUCUAUGAGCUUACCGAUUUUUGGAUUCCAUUCUUUACAAUCCCAUCACUACACAUUUUCUAUAACUCUUUCGAUGUUUCUGUAUAAUAAGCUAUCUAGUUAAUUUAUUUAUGUAUAUUAUGAAUAAGGUCUUAUGAAUUAAGUUAAACGUUGUUGUAAGGU